CAGCAUUCAAAGGAUGACCGGAUACCGGAGGUUUAUACUAAAUAAAAAACUUAUUUAAUCAUUAAAUAAUAAUCAAAUAUGUCCCAUAUAAAGGGUACAUAGAGUUCUGGAUUUCCAAAAGUACCCCCACACCUUUUCCAAAUUCCCAGCGCCAUCACCUAACCAUGCCGCCAGCAUCAUUCUCUUUCACGUCUUAAUUUUGGAAAAGCGAACCCUAACCGUCGGAUCGCUCUCCGGUCGCCGCCGCGCCUGUAUUCCGGUGGCCGUUCUCAUCCCCUCCGUCGUCUUCUCAGGAUCCUUGUGGGUACCUAGGAGGAGUCCAGGAAUGAGGAUUUGGGGGGUAAAUAUAGACUCAGUACAUCCCUCCUCUUCAGGAUAAAUAUACUUGUGACCGGAAUGAGGACUGAGGAUAAUUAUACAUGUGCCUAAGGAGAAUGGGGAAGACUUCUUACAAGAGGCUGAAGGGAAGCCAAAGCUUUAGGCAGCGGUUGCUUCUUGCCACUCUCUCCUCCACUCCUAUUCUUAUUGAGGACAUACGUGCCGACGAGACUUGGCCUGGUCUACGCAGCCAUGAGAUUUUGCUGCUCCGAUUGUUUGAUACCAUCUGCGAUGAUUGCCUUGUGGAAAUCAACGAAACAGGUACCAAAUUGAAGUACAAGCCGGGAACUAUUAUGGGUGGAAGACAACAUCGUGCAUACGACUGUGGUGUGUCUCGAUCCAUUGGUUAUUUCUUGGAGCCACUCAUUUUGCUAGGCUUGUUUGCCAAGGAACCCAUUACCAUUAGACUCAAAGGAAUCACAAAUGAUUCGAGGGAUCCAUCAGUUGACACCUUCAAGUAUGUUGUGUUGCCUAUAUUAAGGCGCUUUGAAGUUGCCUCUGAAGGAUUGGAUCUUAAAAUAGAGAGUCGUGGAUUACCUCCAAGUGGUGGCGGCGAAGUUAUUUUGUCACUUCCUGUUGUUCAGAGUCUAACAGCUGUUAAUUGGACUGAUGAGGGAUUUGUCAAGAGGAUUAGAGGAAUUACAUUUUCAGCCAGAGUGUCUGCUCAGUUUGAAAACAGCAUGAUUAAAGCUGCCCGUGGAAUCAUAAAUCCACUAGUGUCGGAUGUGCACAUUUUUUCUGAUCAUAGAUCAGGUCCUCAGGCUGGAAACUCUCCUGGCUAUGGAAUUUCACUGGUUGCGGAGACUACUUCUGGUUGCUUCAUCUCUGCAGAAACUGCUGUUUCUCAUGCUAGGGCUGAAGAUGUUUCUAGCCUUGCUGAUGAUGAGAAAAUGGAUCUUAUGCCCCCAGAGGUUAUUGGUGAGGGGAUUGCUAAUGAUUUACUAGGGGAGAUAACUCAAGGUGGAGUGGUAGAUUCAACAUAUCAGGGUUUGUUAUUUCUUCUUUGCGCUCUAUGUCCUCAAGAUAUUUCCAAGGUUCGUGUUGGAAAACUUUCCCAGCACGGGGUUGAAACCCUCAGAAACAUUAAGGAUUUUCUUGAUGUGAAGUUUAUUCUCAAACCAGAUCCAAAGACACCAUCAGUUUUUCUCCAGUGUAUUGGUUAUGGCAUGAAGAACCUUUCUCGAAAGAUCUCGUGAGCAUGUUCCAUGGUGUUAUACAAUCCAAUGAGUCUAGUGAAUUGAAAUUUUCAAAUAACUGCUAGAUUCGGCACCUGGAAAUGAAUGCAACUGAAGCUUCAUGAUAUAGCAUCAUCGUUCCAAUGGUUAUGAUUUAUCCCCUCCCAAAAAUAGAAUUAACCGGUGAAGCUCACUUUCAAGUGUAACCCAAUUUUGUUAGCUAUAUAUCUUGGAGCGUUUCCCACAAAUGAUAUUAAGUUUACCUACAUAUAAUUUAUGAAAAUAUUUUAUAUACAUAGAUGGUCCAAUCAGAUUUUGAAGUUUUUAUGUAAUUUUAUUAGCUAAUGUGCUAAAUCUUUAAAAUCUUAUUGGUUGAUAGUGUAAAUUUUCUUGCACUGUUCUUGCAUGUAUAUUAUUCUCACUUUCAA
Molecule: messenger RNA, 1981 nt
Organism: Lotus japonicus
Lineage: Eukaryota; Viridiplantae; Streptophyta; Magnoliopsida; Fabales; Fabaceae
Product: probable RNA 3'-terminal phosphate cyclase-like protein
Exons: 8
Coding region: 420-1574 (384 amino acids)
Biological process (GO): endonucleolytic cleavage of tricistronic rRNA transcript (SSU-rRNA, 5.8S rRNA, LSU-rRNA); ribosome biogenesis
Cellular component (GO): nucleolus
Molecular function (GO): RNA endonuclease activity
Source: RefSeq, a predicted model, not a curated record